AUGCUACCGCAAUCAAGCACAGUGCCACCCAAAGUCGACGUCUUCAUCUCAGGCGCCGGGCCCGUGGGGCUACUGCUGGCCUACCACCUGACCAAACUCCACCACUCCGUCUACAUCGUCGACUCGGCCGACAAAGCCUCACCAGACUUUCCCAUGUACGGCCGCGCCUCCACGCUCUUCGCACGAAGCCUCGAAAUGCUCGACCAGCUCGACCUGUACGACGCCCUCGCGCAGGAGGGGCUUCACUCCUGCCAGACCUUCACGUACAGGAACGGCGAGAGGGUGCACGGACGAGGCUGGAAGAUCUUUGAGAAUCCUGGGAGUUCGGGGACAUUUUUUGAGGAGACCAUGAACUUGAGGUUGAAGUUUAGCGAGGAUAUUAUUCGUGGGAAGCUCGAGGAGUUGGGUGGGGAGGUGCAUGCGCCUUGGAAGGUGGUUGGACUUGAGGUCGACGAAGAUGCUGAAGACGAUUAUAAAUGUCGUGUGGAGUGCGUCGAUCCUGAAGGCAAGACGCGAGAGCGCCGUGAGGAAGCUGGCUGGCAUUCCAUUCCCUGGACAGCGAAAGACCGUCAUUGGGUGCGGAUGGACGGCGUGGUAAAGACAAACAUCCCUGAGGCGAGGAAUGGUUUCGGUUCGGUUGAAUCUCCCAGUCACGGACAAGUGCUUUGGCUGGCUCUUGAUCACGGAGCGACACGAAUUGGAUACGCGCUGAAUGACAAGCUUUUCGAAAAGUACGGUCGUAGUAUGACGCCAGAGCAGGCUGUGUAUGACGCCAAAGCUGCAGUUGCGCCCUUCGAGCUUGAGUUCGAGAGGGUAGACUGGCAUACAGUUUAUGGCAUCCAGCAGUGCGUGGCAGAGCGACUCGUGGACAGAGAGCGAAUCAUUCUGGCAGGCGAUGCCGCACACGCGCACUCGUCCGGACUUGCGCACGGAAUGAACACUGGCGUGCACGAUGUAGUGAAUCUUGGUUGGAGGUUGGCUGGAGUUAUCAAGGGGUGGUUUGGACAACCGAUUCUGCAGAACUACUCGGACGAGCGUCGAGGAGUUGCACAUCAACUGAUUGAAAACGACAAGAUCGCUAGCAGCCUGAUCGGCGGAGAGAGGCCAGAGCAAUUCAAGGGCAGACCAGAAGACGACAUGGCCUUGCUAGGUGAUUUCUUGGAGCAAACUUCUGGCUUCGCGCUGGGAGUGGGAAUCUUCUAUCCGAAGAACUUGCUAAACGAUGUUGACAAUGCACUGGGGUCAGUCCCGAUCCAGCCCGGCCACAGAGCAGCAGAUACAUUGCUCCACAAACCUGGACUGCGAAGACUGACCGUCCGACUUCAUGAACUGAUGAAGUACAAUGGCAAAUAUCGAAUACUUGUCUUCACAGGCAAGCCGCAUCUCUCUCAAUCGCUUCUGCAAACGCUUCGAUUGCAAGUUGACAAACAUCAACAGCGAUUCGCGCAUGCGGUGGAUUAUAUGACGAUCAUCGACGGCCAUGGCAAGAACCUCGACGAAUAUCUCGGAGUUCGCAGGUUCGGCAGCGGUUUCUGGGAUGGAGACAGCACUGCGCAUAUGAAGUUUGGUGCGGCCGAAAAUCUUGGCUGCAUAGUUGUAGUGAGGCCAGAUGGCAUUGUUGGUGCUUCUGCCGCACUCGAUGGCUUCGAGGACAAGAUUGUGCCGUACUUUGGCCGCAUCCUCCUUGGCGUAGCUGCUCAGAAAGGGGCGCUCACGAAUGGCUUGGCGAGUGUCGGUCAACUGAUCAAUCCGUUCGAGAAUAAUCUCGAGCACUCUCGAAAGAAUGCGGCUAUGCUAGCCUGA
Zasmidium cellare ATCC 36951 is the source of this 1803-nucleotide messenger RNA. RefSeq lists its product as uncharacterized. The transcript is spliced from 2 exons. The record is from RefSeq and is a predicted model, not a curated record. Lineage: Eukaryota; Fungi; Ascomycota; Dothideomycetes; Mycosphaerellales; Mycosphaerellaceae. Bases 1 to 1803 code for a protein of 600 amino acids. Gene Ontology annotation, molecular function: FAD binding.